AUGCAGAACUCCGCCGUCCGCGCCGUUGUGGGCGCUUGCUUCGUCGCCUCAGCUUUGGCAACUCCUACUCCUACACAAGCCCAAAAGGAGCAUGUCACAGAGGCUGCUCUCCUGCCUCUGGGUAUUUUGGAUACUCCCAUCACCAACCAGAACCAGCUUGACGCGGCUUUUGGCAGCUUCAGUGCCGACUUGGCAUCUAUUGCAGCUGCCGUCUCGGUUGGACAGGCCAUCUUCACCAACAUCGUUCCAGCUCCGGGCCCAUCUCAAAUUCCUGAACUCAUUGAAGAGGUCCAGAAGAUCACCUCCGCAAACCCCGGCGACAUCUUCAGGAGCGGWGCCGAGAUUCUCGCCGGCGGAUUCGCUGGUGGUGACUACGCCGACAUCAUCAAGGGGUACUUGGUGGAGGACAGCGCCGACAACAACAACCCUCGACCAGCGCCUGGCAUCUACCCCAAGAAGGACCCACGGGAUGCUCCCUACAGCUUGAGCGAGGCCGAUCUCCGUAAGAUCAUCUACAUUCCCGAUGACUUCACUUACGGCAAGAAGAAGCCAGUCCUCUUCCUCCCUGGUACCGGUGCCCGUGCUGGAUCCAACUUUGCAGGAAACCUCGCGAAGCUCGUCAAGCAGAACAACCUUGGCGAUCCCGUAUACGUCAACCUCCCAGGCGAGAACUUGGCCGAUAUCCAGGUGGCUGCUGAGUACACCGCCUAUGCCAUCAACUACAUCAGUGCAAUCUCCGGCCACAAGAACGUCUCCACCAUCUCAUGGAGCGCAGGCUCUCUCGACGGCCAGUGGGCACUGAAGUACUGGCCAUCAACCCGCUCUGUUCUCAGCGACAAGAWCGGCAUCAGCCCAGAUUACCACGGCACCAUCGAGGCCCAGGGUCUGUGCCCCGGCUUUGUCACCCCUGGCUGCACGCCGGCUGUUGCCCAACAGAACUACAACAGCACCUUCAUCAACACCCUCCGUAACAACGGUGGUGACUCCGCAUACGUGCCAACCACCAACGUCUACACCAUCUUCGACGAGAUUGUCGAGCCUCAGCAGGACCCCAACGCCUCUGGCUCUUUGAUGGAUGCCCGCAACGUCGGCGUCUCCAACACCGAGCUCCAGGCUGCCUGCACCGCCGUCCUCCCCGGUGGUUUCAUCUUCAACGAGCACGCUGGUGUCCUCAUCAGCGCUGUCGCGUACGCUCUUGUUGCAGAUGCCCUCACACACGAUGGUCCUGGCCAGCUCUCGCGCGUUGAUCUCCACGCUGAGUGCUCCCGAUUCGCGGCUCCAGGUCUCGGUCUCCAGGAUGUCUUCAACGCUUACGCGCAGAUCCCAAUUGCCGCUGUUUCCAUCCUGACUUUCUUGCCAAAGGUCGCCAGCGAGCCCCCAAUCAAGCCAUAUGCUCAGAAGGACAUCCCAGCAGGAUUCUAG
This is a messenger RNA of Ramularia collo-cygni, 1422 nucleotides long. RefSeq names its product related to lipase. Bases 1 to 1422 code for a protein of 473 amino acids. The transcript is spliced from 3 exons. The record is from RefSeq and is a predicted model, not a curated record. Lineage: Eukaryota; Fungi; Ascomycota; Dothideomycetes; Mycosphaerellales; Mycosphaerellaceae.